UACUGGUGGUGGGAGGGAGUGGACUCUCAACUCAUUCACUGUUAAAUGUAAUUUUUAGAUAAAAAAGAGAGAAGAAUCCCAUGGAAUCGAUGCUAAAUGUUAUUUAUUGAGCAGCUGAAAGGGUCCUACAGUAUCAACCAAAAAACUCCUGCUUCAAGCAAUAACUGAGAGAGAAGACAUACAGGAAACACUACCUUUUAAGGAAUGUAAUGGAACGUCAUGGAACCUGUCAGAGGGUGCAGCCAAGGUGUGAAGAAAAUGUGAAAAGUACAGUAGAUGACGUAGAUCAAUUGUUCAGUCAUUCUUCGUGACACCUUAUAAGACACCAGUUCCUGGACUGCUACCGAUUCAUUGAAGGACUUACUUUGAAUUUGAUACUGGUUAAAUACAGUGAACUCUGUCAUGAGCUGGAAAUCCUGGGUCACUCAAAUAUGUUUUGUUUCUCUCCUCAUCAUCAAGGCAUCCUAUUCUGUUGAAUUUGAGAUCAGUGUUCCUCGUGAGCCUCAACUUGCCAUCGUGGGGCAGUAUGUGGUCCUAGACUGCAGCUUCCCUGUGGGAAAGGCCUGGGACCUGGACAACAGUGUGAUAACAUGGCAGAGAGGCCUGGAGGUGAUACACAGUUUCUACCACGGACAGGACCAACUGGACAGACAGAGCAGUCACUAUACCAACAGAACCAGCCUGUACCACUCUGAGAUGGAGAGGGGUAAUGCCUCUCUCAGGCUGGACCGUACCAACCUGGGGGACAAAGGAGACUAUACCUGCUCCGUGAGCACACUGCUGGGCAGUAAGACGAAAACCUUUGCCCUGAAAUUAGCAGCAUACUACCCUGAGCCACACCUGAAGUUCACAGCAUCUCCAAGAUAUGUGGAGCUACUCUUGACCUCACAGGGAGGGUACCCGCGACCCUCAGUGCAUUGGCUGGAUGACAGCGGUGAUGAUGUCACCAAUAAUACAGUCACAAACAUCUCAGAGGACACACAGGGUCUAUACACUGUGUUCAGUACAUUAAAUCUACAGGGACAAGUCAACGAGACCAUCACCUUCGUCUUAAAGAACAAGGCCCUGGGACAGGAGAUCAGGAGAGAGAUCACACUUCACUCAGCAAAUGAGAGGUCGUCAGUGGAAAAGGGCAGAAUUUCUGGAGACAACAAGAAGAGAUGGACAAUUCUUGUUCCUAUAGUGACAUUUGUACUGUUGUUGUUUGUACUAUUAAUGCCAGCACUGAGAAAUUAUGUGCCAUGGCCAUCGGAGAAACCAUCACCUGUCUACAAAACACCAUCAGGCUCAUAAGUCAUCACAAACGCCUUUUAAUGUACUUUAUAACGGAGAAGAAGACAAGACAUUUAGGAAUAUAUAAUGAAUGGAUCUAUGGCAUCAACAUGAUUCUUGCCAGUGUUUGCAAUACAGCCCGUAGUAUCUUUCCAAGGAGUUACUGCCAUAGUACUUUAUAGUUCACCAUUUAAAUAAGGUGAAUGCACCAAUUUGUAAGUCGCUCUGGAUAAGAGCGUCUGCUAAAUGACUUAAAUGUAAUGUAAAUGUAAAUGUGGGUGCUACUUAGUUUCUUCUCAAACACCGAAAUGGUUGCCAAUGUAUUUAUUUUUUUUUAAAGAGAAAGAGACAAAAAGUGGAAUAAUACAUAUUUAUUUAAAUGUAUGGAUUAAGUGCAUCAUUGACGAGCUGCGUCUCAGUAAAGGUUGUUAAAACUGAAUUCUUAUAGUGAAUGUACAAUAGAUGUGCAAUAUAUCCAGUUAAAAGGUA
Oncorhynchus keta (chum salmon) is the source of this 1761-nucleotide messenger RNA. Its product is annotated as CD276 antigen-like. Bases 403 to 1293 code for a protein of 296 amino acids. The record is from RefSeq and is a predicted model, not a curated record. The transcript has 5 exons. NCBI's taxonomy places the organism in Eukaryota, Metazoa, Chordata, Actinopteri, Salmoniformes, Salmonidae.